Molecule: messenger RNA, 2291 nt
Organism: Xiphophorus maculatus (southern platyfish)
Lineage: Eukaryota; Metazoa; Chordata; Actinopteri; Cyprinodontiformes; Poeciliidae
Gene: rln1
Product: relaxin-3-like
Exons: 2
Coding region: 145-687 (180 amino acids)
Cellular component (GO): extracellular region
Molecular function (GO): hormone activity
Source: RefSeq, a predicted model, not a curated record
ACGCAGGAAAAACUGGAGCAUUUGUUGCUGUUUCAAUGGGCUUUAAUUGAACUCUGCAGGUGAAAAAGUCAGGAGCAGGAUCCUCAACUCUGAAAAAAACAUUUCAGCUUCCCAGUUAGGUUACAGUUUCAGCCUUUAGUGAAGAUGCUGUGGAAGGUGACCGUUGCCUUGGCCGUGAUGUGCGUCGGAGGCGCAUGCAACAGCGUGGGAGCCGAUGUGAUGAGCAGACUGAUUGUGCCCAGGGACUAUGGGGUGAAACUGUGCGGGAGAGAGUUUAUCAGAGCUGUCAUUUUCACCUGCGGGGGCUCUCGGUGGAAACGGUCCACAGAGGGGGAAGGAGAGCUGUUCCACUGGACUUCCCUCGGUGAUGUUGCACCCGAAGCCGAGCGGAGGACCUGGCAGUAUGACACAGAUCUCAGAGACGAUAACUCUCCUCUCCCCUUUGCUGCCUCCAACUCGCUAGCUGACCUCUUGACCCUCUUCACAGUCACAAACGAGAGACAACAAUCGUCUUCAGGCUCCCCAGGCCUGCCGAGGGAGUCCAUAGCUUUAGGUGAGCAGGUGCAGAAUAAAGACGCAGCCGACCGGCUUGUAGUGACCAAGAAGAAGAGAAACUUUUCUCUGGGCGUGGCGGGGAUGUGCUGUAACCAAGGCUGCACCAAGAACGAUAUCGGACGGUUGUGCUGAGGCAGAAAGGAGAAAAGUCUGGUGUGAUAAUAAAGAUUAGGCACUGUACAAUAAUUUGUUUUGAGCAAACAAGAAGGGAAACAUUUGGUUCAUAUUUGUUUAAUAGCAGCCAUUAACUGUUUGUCUUUGAAUUUAUUUUAAUAAAAUUCAUGUUCUGUAUGUUGACUGUCGCCUUCCUUGGAACGUGAAUAAAUUUUAAGUACUGCAGGACGACUCGUUAACACAGUGUCAUUGUGCUUAAAUGACAGUGACUUUUUUUGUUGGAAGAUUGAAAUAUCAUUUUUAUUUAUAUCUUUGAUAACAAAAAGGCAAAGAUCUGAAUUUUAUUUGCCAUCAAAAACAAACAUCCAGACUUUAGAAAAAAAAUACAAUCUCUUAACUUUAUGAUCAAAAUUAAUAAAUCUUUUGUGAAUUAAAUGAGUAAACACGUUUUUUUUUUACACCAAACAUUUGUGAUCAUUUACAUUCACAGUAAAAGCUCAAUCCAACUGGCUGGAAAUGAAUGUGGAAAAGAGCCGAGCAGUAUAAAUGUUUCUUUGUAUAAAAAUCUUUGGUCAUGAAAUAAACUCACACUUUACAAAUUAACAUAUUUGACCAUAAACAACACAAAUUCAUCAUUAGUAAAAGUUGUACAACUGAAACAAAGAUGCCUUUUUCACAGCUUUAAACAAAGUAAGCAUAACUGAACUUGCUCUUUUAAGUUCCAAUUUUUCAACAUGUUUUAUGAAUUUUUGCAGUUAUAAUAUUUUUAACAAAGUAAAGGCACUGAAUUAAAUAAGAACAAUAUGAAUAAGGAUCUGUCAUUUAUGGCAGAAAAAAUUGAUCAUUAAAAAAUAUUUCAAAAUGCAUAAUUUCUUUAAAGCCUUCAGUCAUCAAUAUCCAUCAUACUUAGUCUUAAAGGGGACCUAUUAUGUUUUCUUGAACAAGUUAGGAUACGUCUAUGGCUAUACAAACAUGCGGUAAAAACAGCUGAAAAAAACAUGCUGGAGCUCCGCAACGGUUGCUAGGUAACAGGGCAGCGCCUGAAUAAUUUGGAGGUUCAUAUGAACUUACUUCCAAAAAAUAGUCUUUUGUGGGUGAUUUUGUUUUAAAUCACAUGAACUGUUUUUACAAGCAACUGAGAGCCAAAUUGAAAUACAAAAACAUGCAAAAAGUGAACUUUGCAUAAUAGGUCCCCUUGAAAUAUUCCCAAAAUAGUGACAUGAAUUAAAAAAAAACAAAGCAGCCCUUCUUACCACUCAUUUAUGGUUGGUAAUGUAAUGCAAAUAUUCAUAUCAAAAGACAGCAUCUCUAACUGACCAGAAAUCACAAAACUCUUUAAAUAAACUAAUAGCUUGCACAAAAUAUAGGCAUCCACUUAUUUUAAAGCUUUCCAUAGGCUGAUAAUGAACCCUUAUAUCAUUCAGAAUGUGUGAUGCAUUAAAAAAGAAUAUGUAAAUUAAAAUAAAAACCUUUCAGAGGCAUUACAGUGUAACUUGAUGAUCGCUCACACAAUGCAGGCUCCACAAAGCGUUUAAUUGUUGAGCAUUCAUGGUUGUUAAACACAAUUUUUAAUAAAAAGAUGCAAACAUUUCAAUAUCUUUGAUAUUAAAAUCUUUUUUCAC